Molecule: messenger RNA, 2892 nt
Organism: Cajanus cajan (pigeon pea)
Lineage: Eukaryota; Viridiplantae; Streptophyta; Magnoliopsida; Fabales; Fabaceae
Product: putative protein S-acyltransferase 19
Biological process (GO): peptidyl-L-cysteine S-palmitoylation; protein targeting to membrane
Cellular component (GO): Golgi apparatus; endoplasmic reticulum
Molecular function (GO): protein-cysteine S-palmitoyltransferase activity
Source: RefSeq, a predicted model, not a curated record
UAUUGGGAUUAGGUAUACUCGCUAGUCGCAAUUUAUUUCAUUCAUUUUUUUCCGCUCCUAUUCCAAGUCUGCAGCUGAAGUAGCAAGUUAGUGCGCGCGCUUGCCAGUUAAAGGUUUAGGGUAUUGGCAAUCUCAAUUCUGAAUUGAGCUGAGCAGACAUGGUUAGAAAACAUGGCUGGCAAUUACCUGCUCACACUUUUCAGGUUAUUGCAAUUACUGUAUUCUGCUUGUUGGUGAUUGCUUUCUAUGCUUUUCUUGCUCCCUUCAUCGGAGGUCAUUUAUGGGAAUACAUCUUCAUUGGUGUUUACUCUCCUGUGGCACUCACUGUGUUCAUUCUUUAUGUCAGAUGCACUGCAAUUAACCCUGCAGAUCCAGGCAUUAUGUCUAAGUUUGAUCCUAGAGGGGGAAAUAGGUUCAAUUCGGCUCAUGAUUUAUCAGGGAAGCAUCAUGUUUCCGAACAUGAUCACAUUGCUGCCAGAGAGCAAUAUUCUCCGUCAUCUGCGGCCUCCAAAAGGUCUAUGACAAAUAUGAGCAAGAAAAGUUCUGUGGAAGAUCUUGAAAGGGUAGAUAAUUCAAGGGAACAAAAUAACCGAAACUCAUGUAAUGCAAUUGGAGGAAUUUGCUGCAUAUUAUUUUCACAUGAAGAUUGCCAGAAACAGGAAGUUACAGCUGAUGAGCAGGCUGGUGGUGAAGAUGCUCUGUUCUGCACUUUGUGCAAUGCUGAGGUGCGCAAGUUCAGCAAACAUUGUAGAAGUUGUGAUAAAUGUGUUGAUGGCUUUGAUCACCAUUGUCGGUGGCUUAACAAUUGUGUGGGUCACAAAAAUUACAGCUCUUUUAUUGCUCUCAUGGCUUUUAGUCUUGCAUGGCUAGUUAUUGAAGCUGGAGUGGGUGUUGCUGUUUUCGUGCGUUUCUUUGUAAACAAGAGAGGAAUGGAAUCUGAAAUCAUUGAUAGACUUGGAAAUGGAUUCUCUCGUCCCCCAUUUGCAACUGUUGUGGCUGUAUGUACUGCAGUUUCUAUCUUGGCUUGUGUGCCUUUGGGUGAGCUUUUCUUUUUCCACAUGAUACUAAUCAGGAAGGGCAUCACAACCUAUGAAUAUGUUGUAGCAAUGAGAGCCAUGAGUGAAGCACCUGCAGGGGCAUCUGUGGAUGAGGAUUUGCCAAAUGUACUUUACUCUCCGACAGGCUCAGCCACAACUGGAUUGAGCGGAGGAAGUUCUCUUGGUUUGCAGUAUAAAGGGGCUUGGUGUACCCCUCCCAGGGUAUUUGUGGAUUAUCAGGAUGAAGUUGUGCCUCACUUAGAGCCUGGAAUGCUACCGUCAACUGUUGAUCCAGAUGCAGCUGGGAUUGCAGAAAGAGGGCAAAAGUUGCCAAAAAGACCUGUUCGUAUCAGUGCUUGGAAGCUUGCUAAGUUGGAUUCACAAGAGGCAGUGAGAGCAGCUGCAAAAGCCAGGGCAUCUUCUUCAGUUUUGCGACCUGUAGAUAACCACCGUUUACCGGAAGCAGAAUUGAGCUCUAGUGGCAACAUGAGCAUCAGAAGUAGUUUGAGCACAGAGACUGGAACUAACAAGGAAAUAAAACAUGAGUUGAGAUUGUCUCCGGUGAGAAAUUCUAUUGCUCCUAGUCAAGGAAGUCGUGAUGAAUACGAGACUGGAACCCAAAGUAUGAGUAGUUUCAGUAGUCCUAGCCAUGUUCAAGAGGCAGUAACACUCAGCCCUCUUCCACAGGGUCGCAGUUUGGGUGGCUUCAGGGCAGGUACCUCAAUUCCUAGUUUGGUGCCUGAGCGUCCUUUAACUUCUAUAGCAACUUUGUCAAACUUCAGGAACCCAACAUCUAAUCCUUCUCUUGGAUUUGAUGGGAGAACAACAAUGCCAACAGUGCCAAAAGGAAUUGGCAAUGAUCCAUUGUUGCUUUCAACUUCUAACACGUCUAUUCUAAGAGAUGUGAAACGGACAUCAGUCGUUUGGGAUCAAGAAGCUGGCAGAUAUGUGUCAGUUCCAUUAUUGCCCUCAGAAGCUCGAAAUAGGCCAUCCAUGCGAAUAGAGUUGCCAAAUUUAAAUGCUGAAACAAGCGGUAUUGGUAGAAAACCAGCGAUUCCUCCUCAGGAGUUGCCAUCAUCUGCACCCAAGUCUCCUGGGCAGCAGCACAUACAAAAUCUGAUGUAUACAGGAGAUUCUAUCUUUUAUGGAGGUCCAUUUUUGAGUGUCCCUGUCAGAGAUGGUUUGAAAAAUGAAAGACAUUUGGCAUCAGGGGAUGCCCAAGAUAGUAGCAUAUCAGUGAACUUGCCCCAAGAGCCAAGAUAUAAAAGGGAUUCACUUUCAAAUCAGCUUCCCGUGUUUGUCCCUGGUGGUGGGUUUGAGAAUACCCUUCAACCUCGUUCUGGCCUAAAUUAGCUUAAGUUGGUUUGAGAUUCCAAUGUGUGGGACAUAGUUUUUGUUGGAAUCGAGAGGAUAGUGAAGAGCAAUUAAAAGGAUCUAUCUGGUAGACACCUUUCAGACCAUACAAAUGAAAAGUAUGUAUGGUGGACAACUUUUGAGUUCUGACUCCAACGGCAACAGGUGGUUGUUUGUUGGGCCUAAUCAUUUAGGAUUAACAUGUCUGUCCUGUUGCAGCCUGUACGUUUGAGAUACAUCAAAAAUGCCUCUGGGCGUUUAAGGGAACGAAAUGAACCUCAUUGUUCCUUUUGCUGAACAUGCCUUGAGAAAUGUGAAUCUUCCGCGACGCGGUAGAUGAAAUCUCAAAGCAGUUAUCACCAUGGCAUGAGCCUCCUUAAUGGGUUUUAAUUUAUUAUUGUAGCUUUUGUUCCUCUAGGUACUAAAAUUGUCACUACUUGCUCUUUGUCAAUAGAAUAUUGUUUGGCUUGUAGAUUGCUUUGUUCUCUCUUCUUUUGCUAUA